Molecule: messenger RNA, 2181 nt
Organism: Cuscuta campestris
Lineage: Eukaryota; Viridiplantae; Streptophyta; Magnoliopsida; Solanales; Convolvulaceae
Source: the annotation of a GenBank genome assembly
ACCAAACGAGCUCUGAUCGGGAUGAAGUUUUAGUAUGUUGUUCCUAAACUCCUCUUCUUCAUAUCCAACGGUGGGAUUAUUGUUUUGACUUCUCUAUGUCGGUAUAAUUUUCUCUAUUUGGUGCAACGUUUUUAUUAGGGAUUUCUCACUUUUGAGUGAAGAUUAUUGUUAUUUGGUGUUCUAAGUUAUUACUUGAUGAUUGUGUAUACCUCUAAUUGAUUUAGAGAGGAUUCUUGGUUGUACCCACUGAUUUUUCGUGGUGAUUAGUGGAAGGCUUUGUGGUUUUUUCCCUGGUUUGGAGUUUCCACGUUAAAUCUUGGUGUUCGUUUAUCGUUUGAUUGAUUGCUUGUUGUCGUGUUUACUAUUCUUGAUCGGUCAUAUGAUUUUGCUCAUUUUGACAACACAAAGACGGGAAAAUUAUUAAUUGCUUCUGCUAAAAAAAUUGAAGUGAUUUUCCCAACAAUCCUAAUUGAAAUACAUCCCUCUUAAUACAUGCUUUCAAAUGUGUCCACCAUAGAUCUUCCCAGACACUAUUUACAGGGUCAAACUUUACUCACUUUGUUUGCUCAAUUUUAUUAGUCAUUUCAUAAAAUAAUAUAGUCUUGUCACUUCUACUUUUGUAGAACUUUUCAUGUAGUUUAUUACUAUAUAAAUUUUAUUUUAAAAUUUUACUCCUAUAAUCAAUUAAAUUGAAUUGAAAAUAAAGUCGGUAUUUUAAAAUUUUACUCUUAUAAUCAAUUAAAUUGAAUUGAAAAUAAAGUCGGUCAAGCCUCGUAACGCGUAAUGGGAUACUUAGAAUUCAAAAUGAAAAUGAGCUUGAAAUGCUAAAGUGAUUUGAAACUCCUCGUACGUUUUGAGCGAACUGUUCCCGGCUUUGCUCUCAUUGCUUUUUUUUUUCUUUCUUUAGAUUAUAUUGAAUUUUAUCAAUCCCAAGUCAAUUCAAAAUCUCUUCGCGCAAAUAUCAACAGUGAGAUGGAGUUGGGGGCUCAGGCGGCAACUAUUAAUUUCCCGAGCAGUCAGAUUCCGGUGGAGGACGAUGAACCUCUGCUACUCUCCGACGACGUCAAAACCGGUCUUGUGCUCAUCGACAUCGUCAAUGGCUUUUGCACCGUCGGAGCAGGAAAUCUGGCUCCACAAAAACAUGAUGAACAAAUUGCUGGAAUGGUGGAUGAAUCAGUGAAGUUUGCUAACCUCUUCUGUGAAAAGAAAUGGCCUAUUUUUGCUUUCCUUGACUGUCAUCAUCCUAACAUUCCUGAGCACCCAUAUCCUCCUCACUGCAUAAUGGGAACUCAUGAAGCUGAACUGGUUCCUUCUCUAAAGUGGUUGGAGAAUGAACCAAAUGUUAUUAUACGCCGCAAGGAUUGUAUUGAUGGAUUCAUCGGGUCUCUAGAUAGAGAUGGUUCCAAUGUAUUUGUGAAUUGGGUGAAAAGCAAUGAGAUCAAAGUUGUAUUGGUCCUAGGAAUAUGCACAGACAUAUGUGUUCUAGAUUUUGUUUGUUCUGCCUUGUCUGCAAGAAAUCAUAGGAUUCUCUCCCCACUAGAGGACGUGAUAGUAUAUUCACGUGGAUGUGCUACUUAUGAUCUUCCAGUGCAUGUUGCUAAAAGCAUCAAAGGUGCCCUGGCUCAUCCACAGGUACGCUAAGCUUAAUCUCAGUGGUUGAAAAGGCCAAGACGUAUUUAAGUUUAUAUUGCCACUUUGAAGCUCUAAAUCGGAGGAGCCUUGGCUGAUCAAAACAUAGUUAAUAAGAUCAGUUGCAUUGGUUAUGUUUUGCCAUCGUUAUAUUCUUCAUUGCCUAAGGAAGGAACAUGUUUUAGUUUCUUCUUCCCAUUAACAAAUUGAGUGCUUCUGUAAAGUUAAUUGUGCAUUGUAGGAGCUGAUGCAUCACAUAGGGCUGUACAUGGCAAAAGGAAGGGGAGCAAAGAUUGUAUCAGAAGUCUCAUUUGAUAAGUCAGAUUAAACCUAAUUUUCAGUUAUACAGGAAUUCAAUUUCACUUAAUGGAAGAGUACCUGAUCUUCUGCUGUCGUACAAAACUACAGAUGUUACAACAGUUCUUUAUUUGUCCCUGUCUAUUUAAAAACAUGAUAUAAUGUAUAGACAGAUCUCCCUGUUUGCUUAGUAAAUGUAUGGAGAAUUGAUACCCUUGAAUAUUAUUGUAUAUGAGAUUAUGAGUCACAUUUAUC